GUUUGGGUUUGGAAAAGCACGGCUACAUCUUGGGCCAAAGAUCCCUUUCCUCCCUUGCCUUCGAUGAUGGCCACCUGUCUGCCUUUCCCUUUCUCCCCAGGGUAGAUCACAGGGUCCCAGAGGGAGGCAGAGUCUGUACUGUUACAUAGGUGAGAGAACUGAGGCCCAAAGAAAUAAAACUCUGAGGGUCACACAAUGGGGGUACACCCAGCACUAGAGGCCAAGGCAGGUGUUAGUGACCCUGUCCUGGGUUGCCCUUCUGUCCCCACCGCUGGUCUGUAAGCCUUGUGAGGUCUGGUACCCCCACCCUCACCCCACAUACACCUCUCAUGGCCUCACACAGCACCUGUACUUAAGAGAGAUUGAGUAAAUGCUUCUGGCACGAAUUGAACUCCUGAGACGCUGGAGUUGCACUGUCUGGGUGAAGCCAGAGGAGCUGAGACUCCAAGAGGAGAGGGGAUGUGUCCAUAGAUGUGGACAGGCCAGGCCGGUGCUUGUCACCAUGCACAGUUGUCCUGUUGCCUCCCCUUCAGCCCCCGGAGAGUGGGGAAGGGGAUGGGGAGGGGCUCCCGGGGGGCUCCUACCACACAGCCUAGGAGAGGCAUAAGCACUCAUCAGUGGCUCAUCCAUCAGGUCCUGGCACUGUGGUCUCUGGUCCUCACAGCAACUCCUGGAGGAAGGGGUUGUCUCCAUCUUAGGUGAGGAAACUGGCUGAGAGGAAGUCACUUCCCAGAGUUGCCUAAUUCGGCAUGUGACUCCUGUUCCCAGUAUCGUAGGUCCUUCAGAUCAGGGAAUUGAUCCCAGGAUGACAGUUCUCAUCAACCCUGAUCAGUGGGUAGAGGCCUCCUAGAGCACCACGUCAGGAAAAGCUCUGAGGCCCAGUGCGGUUCCCUCGGAGGCAGUGCUGUGAUUGAGUAGUGACCUCCACAGUGGUAUGGCUGUAGGUAGGAUCAAAAGACAUCAUCUUUCCAUCAUGUGGCCUCCACCGCCCUGGAGCCUCAUUUCUCUAUGGGAAUAUUCAGCUUCCAAGUCUCGUCUUCAUAACUGUUCCCUCCGAAGCUUAUGGGACCACCAUCACCAGUCCAGAUUCAGUCUAAGGCACUGGUCCGGACUGGUAAAGUGACUCACCUGGUCUUCACUGCAAGUUAGCGUCCAAGGUUUCUGGCUCUCUGAAGAUCUUUCCUCUUCACGGAGCUGAGGCUGGUGGUUUCUGUCCAGGGGAACUCACAUUGCUCAUCCCUUCUCCGAUCCAGCAACCCUGUUGAAAAACAGUAUGCCUCCCAGGAAAGAACUGCUCUCCCAGAGGGUGCCGACACCAGCUGACCUCCAGGAGUAGCUGCAGACGUGGGGGAGAAUGCAAGUCCAGCCCUAGCCCGUCGUCACCGGCUCCGACCACCUGCCACUGGGAAUGUCCAGGCCUGGCACAGAACAGGGGCCCCGGCCGAGGUGGCCGCUGUGCAGGGCUGGGCGCGGGCCUCGUCCAGGGUGCUCCAGGAACAGGCACAACAGCCCCCACCAUGCUGUGGCCCCUGCUGCUGCCCCCACUGCUGUUGCUUGCUGUGAGCGGGGCCCAGACGACCCGGCCAUGCUUCCCCGGAUGCCAGUGCGAGGUGGAGACCUUUGGCCUCUUCGACAGCUUCAGCCUGACCCGCGUGGAUUGCAGUGGCCUGGGCCCCCACAUCGUGCCUGUGCCCAUCCCCUUGGACACCGCCCACUUGGACCUGUCCUCCAACCGGCUGGAGACCGUGAAUGAGUCGGUGCUGGCAGGGCCGGGCUAUACCACACUGGCUGGGCUGGAUCUCAGCCACAACCUGCUCACCAGCAUCUCGCCCACCGCCUUCUCCCGCCUUCGCUACCUAGAGUCACUUGACAUCAGCCACAACGGCCUGGCAGCCCUGCCGGCGGAAAGCUUCACCAGCUCACCCCUGAGCGACGUGAAUCUCAGCCACAACCAGCUCCGGGAGGUCUCGGUGUCGGCCUUCAGUACCCACAGCCAGGGCCGGGCGCUGCACGUGGACCUCUCCCACAACCUCAUCCACCGCCUUGUGCCCCACCCUGCGGGGGCCAGCCUGCCCACACCCACCAUCCAGAGCCUGAACCUGGCCUGGAACCGGCUCCGCACCAUCCCUGACCUCCGGGACCUGCCCCUGCGCUACCUGAGCCUGGAUGGCAAUCCCCUGGCUGCUGUGGGCCCCGGUGCCUUCAGGGGGCUGGCGGGCCUGACACACCUGUCACUAGGAAGCCUGCAAGGCCUCCCCCAGCUGGCACCCUAUGGCUUUCGUGAGUUGCAGAGCUUGCAGGUCUUGGACCUGUCAGGCAACCCUAAGCUCAAGUGGGCAGGAGCUGAGGUAUUCUCAGGCCUGGGCUCCCUGCAGGAGCUGGACCUGUCAGGCACGAGCCUGCUGCCUCUGCCCGAGACGCUGCUCAUCCACCUGCCAGCACUGCAGAGCAUCAGUGUGGGCCAGGGUAUGCGGUGCCAGCGGCUGGUGCGGGAGGGCGCCUACCCCCGGCAGCCUGGCUCUAGCCCCAAGGUGGCCCUGCACUGCAGAGAUGCCCGGGGAUCGGCUGCUGAGCGCCCCAACACUUUGUGACAAAUGGUGUAGCCUGGGGCCACAGAACAGACUGCUGCCCUGGGCUUCCUCAGGUCCUGGGUAACUUAUAUUUUCAUGUGCCAACGCCGGGGGUGGGGGAGACCCUGCAGGCCCGUGUGGCAGCAUCCUUGGAAAAGAGCUGUGGACCCAGGGGGAGGCUUUGGAGCUGGGACCAACACCCAGGAGCAAAGUCUUGCCCCCUUUGUCAUCCCCCAAACCAUAAGGAGAAAGUCUUUGAUGCCAAACCAGACAGCAGUCCCCUGCUGUCCUUCCCCACUUUGUCCCCAAAGUGCCUUCCCUCAGGCCUGGGCCAGCCUGACUUGUGACAGAAGGAGGGUGGAAGAGAGCCCCUGCUGCAGGGCUGAGGUCAGGCCCACAGCUAAGCAUCCCCUCGGGCCUGCAGUCCAGUCACAUGGGCAGGGGUGGCUUUUACAAGGCAGUCCGCCUCUUUGUUCUGGGCACACGAGGCCUCCUUCCUCCUUUUCUUUUCCUCUAGAACCUGGGUAGAACCUUCGUCAUGGAAGGGACUAGAAAAAAAUACCAAGUGUACCUCCUCGCAACCGAGGGGGCAGCUGAGGUCUAGAAAAGGAACAUGGCUAAUCUGAGGUAAUGCAGCAGAGGCAUGACCGGCCCCAGCACCCUGCCUCCCAGGGAGGCCCUUUUACUUUUCUGUCUUCUCUAAAUCAUGCCCUCUGUCCCCUUCCCAGGCUCCUGCAUCCCAGGACAGGCAAGGACCCAGGACAGGCAAGGACCUCAGAGGUGGGACCCUGGGCCCCAUAACCAGCUGUGUGGCACUGGUUAAGUCAGGUCACCGCGGAGUCUCUGGAAGCUUCAGGCAAGCCAGUUCGAGGCCUACCAGUUUCCCCACUCUGGCAUGGGGUCCCCCAGCGUCAAGAAUGAAAAUGCAUCCAGUGACCCCUGAGGUACUGCCUUGAAACCCAGGUCUUGGAGGUCAAUGAAGUUCUGGAAGCCCCAAGGGGCCUCCUGGGUUCAGCCUCCCACUAGCUCUGAGCCCAAGGCCCUAUCUCACCCAUCCAUCAGGAGGUGGGUACCCCCAUCAGUGUUUAUGCUCCGCCCAGGUGGCAUCUCAGCUUCCCAGCCCUGGGCUCUUUCCUUAGUAUUUGUUUUAUAAAAAUUGUUGCCUUUGUAAUGGACUGUCACUUGGACCACCCCCAUCCCCCCACCCCUGCCGGCAGGGGCUGGAAACGUGUCAUUUGUAAAAGAAGGAAAACAUUGCAUUUGUUCACUUUUGUAAUGCUGUGUCCUGGGGAUGCCUUGUGGGAGGAGGUGUUGGGGGAGAAGCCAGGCAUAGGUGGCCCAUUGGGGCUCCGUGGGCUGGUCCCACAGAGAUGCCCACAGGACAGUGAGAGCUCCAUCCUCCCCCACCAGGCCCACCCUACACCUACCUGGUCCUUGAUUUAAUAAACACUACAAACAGUC
Molecule: messenger RNA, 4031 nt
Organism: Canis lupus familiaris (dog)
Lineage: Eukaryota; Metazoa; Chordata; Mammalia; Carnivora; Canidae
Gene: TSKU
Product: tsukushi, small leucine rich proteoglycan
Exons: 3
Coding region: 1518-2591 (357 amino acids)
Cellular component (GO): extracellular matrix
Molecular function (GO): protein binding
Source: RefSeq, a predicted model, not a curated record